Messenger RNA from Peronospora matthiolae, 618 nucleotides. The record is from the annotation of a GenBank genome assembly. NCBI's taxonomy places the organism in Eukaryota, Oomycota, Peronosporomycetes, Peronosporales, Peronosporaceae.
AUGGACUAUCAUAAGGAUGACCACACCGGCAACUUGAAGCUCGCGUUCCAGACGCUGUGUGGCGACUACGAGGAGCUGCUGGAAGAGGCGGCGCAUGCGACUUAUGCGACCGAUGAGCGCAUUGGCCUGGCGCUGUUCAAGAUCGACGAGGCGUGCGCGGUUGCUGACGAACUGCGACAGGAAGCGCAGCAGAUCCAGGAGCAGCUACUGGACCAGCUGUUGAGCAAUUGCUACGAGCUGGAAGAGAUCUUCUUGCGCUUGAAUGUUAUUGAGCGCUUUGUGGGUCGGAUGCUGGAAACCACGCGGGAGCUGGAGAAGCGAACGGAGAGCGCGAGUCGCAGUGCUGGCGUGUUGCUGAAUUCGAGCCCGAGUGUUACGAGUUUGUUGCGGUCUUUCUCGAUCAAGCGUGGGGCGUCGGAUGCACCUUUGAUCGAGAGCAAGUGGAGUCCUGUGGCGUUUACCUUCAACACGACGGAACUCAUGGAGAGGCUGGAGAAGAGCGAUGUGCGAGCUCUGGGCGUGUCGAUUGCGUCUACAGUUGCUGCUGGGUCUGCGAUCACGAGCGAGCAAGAGUGUCGUGACGAGGAACAAAGCGAGACAUGCAUAGAUUCCGACUAA